CUACGUUUUCGUUGACUGAUUGGUAUACAAACCUUACUGAACGGAUUGCCUCAUCUGGUUUGUAUACCGACAAACCGAGCUCAGCAACUAGAGAAGAGUCCAGACAUCCACAAGUUGACCCGAAAAGGGUCAAGCCGGUUCUGCCGGAGUGUUCCACAUGGAGGGAGCACUGUAACAGAUACCUCUGUUCCUUAAUACUACGUUUACGUCGACUGAUUGGUAUACAAACCUAACCGAACGGAUUGCCUCAUCUGAUUUGCAUACUGAACUAAGUACUGAACACCUAGACCACCCAGAACUGUCAUGUGCCUCUAGUUAACCCACUUGACCUCCAUCACACCUUCCUAGACCGCAAACACUUGAACGUCCUAAGUGGUCGGCUGGAUAGCCGCUUUUCGAAUGGACGAUCAUGAUGCAGCGGCCAUCUUGCUUUAUCAAACGCAUCCAGCGGUGUUUGGUCGUCAAGUGCAUGGAACUGUUAUCGGACACUCGACGGCACGAACACCGCUGAGACUUCCACUGACCCCUACGUUCGACUAUUCAUCUGAGGAAAGUGGCGUUCGGUAGGAACAAACCCCUGAACAAGAGACACUGGGUGAUCGUACGCACAAACAGUUUAUUUGGUUGGAUUUUGUACUCCCGAAAGAGACCGACCGCACAGCCUAAUUUCAUGGAACUAUUUUGGGCCGGCUCCUCAUGUGCGGUCGGACUAAACUAUACCCCGGCUACAUUCGUGGGAUCUGAGACAUUUUUGGAUAUGAUGGCCGCUCAGAUCAAUGCUAUCUGGGGUUAUAAGACUUGCUGUUAACCUUGCUGUUAACUGUAGAUUUUGGGGGUAUUUUUGUUAUGCAUGUCCUGGACCUGAGAGUUUGUACAUUUUGUGUCUGUCCCCUCUCAGGUCCAGUGGGAAAUGCCCCUAGGAUGUGUUACUCUUGCAUGGGGAUUCACAUAAAAGGCUGUGUGUGGUCCCAUUAAAAUCACUUCAGCUUUACCCUCAACACAGAGCCUUGUCUCGUGUUUGUAUGUACCUGCUAUAACAGCUAUACCUGCUUCUGUACCGAUUGGAUUUAUGCUUGGGAAUACUUCAGCACUCUUCAUAAUAGGAGGAAAGGACAUCUCUGACGGUGGAAACUUCUGCUCUCACACUGUGGCCGUCACAGUGGGGGAGCUCAGUAUGUGGGGAGGUGGGGCAUCACAGUGUGAGGGUCGGUAGGGAGCACAAUGUGAGGAGAGGUGGGGGAGCACAGUGUGAGGGGAGGUGGCGAGUGUGGUGCCCACCCCGAGAAAAGAGGAGUUUUCGCCGCCAGAGAUGUCCUUUCCCCCUAGUAUGAGUAAUACUGUAGUAUACACAAGCAGUAAUCCAAGCGGAGACGAGGCUCUGUGUUGAGGGUGAAGUAGAACUGAUUUAGUGGGAGCCACAUGCAGCCUUAUAUGCAACUCCCCAAGCAAGGGAUUUUUUAUUAUAUAUUCCUGGGGCAUUCCCCACUGGACAUGAGAGGAGACUACAUUAAAAGUAUACAACUUAAUUAUAUUAACUCUCAGGUCCAGGACAUACAUAACAAAAACACCCCAAAAUACACACUUAACAAUUGAGUACCCCCUCAAGUUCUAUAUCCCCGUAUAGCUUGGAUCUGAGCGCCCAACAUAUCCGAAAAGCACUCAGAUCCCACGAACAUAGCCGAAACGCUGUUCAGUGGAGGUGACAUGCCCACUUGGUGUAAGAGUCCCCACUUUGCUUAUUGGAUUCCUGGAAUCGUCUGCGGUACGCCUCGGGGGUAACUGCAUACCAGGCGAGCAAAACUUAUUUAACCACGUGGUAGUGGUGUAUCUCAUCGUUGGGUAUAGCCUGAAAGGCUUCGGCGGCUAUCCCGGACAACUUGCCAGAUAGAAUGGUGACCCAUUUGUCUGUGGGUACCUUGUGCAGCACACACUGCCCUUCAAAAUCUGCAAUGGAGCCAUCUAUUUCUCCCUCUGCCUCUUGAAAGUGCUGUAUUUCUGCCAAGCGUAGCUGGUAAUGCCGUUUCUCCCGGGUUUCAGCUUCGACAGUGUGACGAGACCAAUCUCGCCACAUUGCAUUGGAGAAGCCUGGUUGCUCGCCUGUUGCCUUUGGAUUAUGGCCCCAUGUUAAAAGUCUUGAUUUUCCCCUGCAAAGACAUGAAAGCCGGGUCAUUUGGUACUUGCCCUGUUUGAGCGGUGAUACCCCAGAUAGCUAUGCCACGGAGCCCAUUCGUAUAAUGAAAGACUAUGGGAAAGACUUUGGCUCCAUGGCAAUUGAACUGUAUGUGUGUGCUCUGAGCGCCGUUUAGUAAUAAUGUGCGCUCAGAUCUGAGCUAUCUGGGGAUAUGAAUGUACCUGUUUUGUGCAAUGGCUGCACAGUUAUGUUUUUAUGUGUUUUAUUGUCUUUUGCUGCCAUGUGUUCAAUGGAGUUUUGCCUCUGUCCUUGGAGAUAAUUGGAUUACUUCCCAAUUAUCUCCAGGAUAGAAGACUCUGUGGAACUGGUUUUGGGCAGAAAAGCCAUGCUACCUUUGGUCACAAAGGACUACGAUCUAUCUUUUGAACCACUGGACCAAUUUGGAUGAUUUUGACGUAUGUUUGUAUUUGGAGUAUGCUGAUUCUGAAAAUGUAAGUUAUAUGUGAAUAUGAUGCAUACGUUUCAAGUUAUGAAUAAUGUGGAAACAUUUUAUUUCUCUGCUUGUUAUAAUUACAUUACCCAUUGUGUAAGGUAACUGUAUCACAGGCAGAGGGGAGGAUUUUGUGUGGGAGUGUCUGAGUGUAUUUUACGUGUUUAUUGGUUGUUUUCCAAAACCCUAUGGGUGGUACUAAUGUGUAUAUAAGAACAAUAAACCCACAGCUGACUGACCACUGCUUGACCCACAACACGGAGCCUUGUCUCGUCUUUGGGGGGAUUUACUGAAUGCUGAUAGAGACUGAUUGCUAGGAGUAUAAGCCGCUUGGGUGCUUUUCCUAUUCGUCUGCUAGCAGCUAUUCGUAUGGUUCCAGUUCGUGAGUUUGGAGUGCUAUAUUGUAUGCCGUUCUGGAGUUUGGAGCAUUCCCUUACAUGCGGUUCGGGAGUUUGGUGUUCUACAGUAGCUGUGCCUGCAUCUCUGAAAGGGGACGAUCGCCUAAACGGUUUUAACCCUUACGUGUGCUGAGGGUGCCGUUACAGACAGCAUAAAAAAUUUGGGUGAUAAUGUCUGCGGGAGGAUUUGGCCCAUACAAUGCAAAUCUCAACCGAACAGCUUGCAGUAUUUAGUCGUCUCCCGUGUUCAGGACAAUUGGUUCAGCCAUAUCAGUUCGGCAAUUAAUUCCCGUCGGGGUCGGUUGCUGACUGUGCGACCACGGCUCUCCAAUAAAUCCUUCAAAGUCAGUCUUUUCAGCUUUUCAUAUGGAUUCUCCAUUAGCAUAGUAUUUCCUCUGGGGAAAAAGGACAAUCCCAUCGCUGCCACCAAAUGUGGCGGCAACCCUGAGAGAAGAGGGGUUUCUGCCGCCAGAGAUGUCCUUUCCCCCUAGUAUGAGUAAUGCUGUAGUAUUCUCAAGCAGUAAUCCAACUGGUAAAAAAGCAGGUAUAGCUGUUCCCUACAAUCACGAGACGAUGCUCUGUGUUGAGGGUGUAGAACUGAUCUAAUGGGAGCCAUAUAUGCAACUCCCCAUGCGAAAAGAGCUCAUCCCACAAACGUACCCGAAAACGUACCCUUUCGGGAGUACAAAACACCAUAAAACCAUGAAUAUAACAGUUUGUGCGUGUGUUGGUCGUGUGCCCCACGUUUGGGAGUGUGUUCCCACCAAACGCCACUCUUCCCAGAUGAAUAGAACCGAACGUGCGUGGGGAUGGAAGUCCCAGUGGUGUUCGCGCCGUUGAGUGCCUGAUUUUAGUUCCAUACACUCAUGACAAAACACAGCUGUAUGCAUUCGUGGCUACAGAUGGCCGCCACCAUGUGUUUGUUCAUACGAACGGCGCCACCCAGCCAACCGCUUCGAAUGUUGUGGUAAUUGCGGUUACGAAGGUGAUCGUGGGGGUUAAGAAGGUCAGUGAGCGGCACAUGACUGUUUUGGGUGGUCUGUCCGUUCUGUACUUUGUUCGGUAUACAAACCAAAUGGGAUAAUCUUUUCGGUGAUGUUCGUAUACCGGGCUAUGCAAUGUAAAAAUAGUCGUUUAAUGAUUCCAGGGACAGGGUGAUCUGUCACAGGGAGCAACGCUACAGAUUGCUUUUUCCGGGCACUGUUAUAGUUUGGAACUGGAUACAUAAUAAUUUUUUUAUUGCUGAUUGGUGAUUUUUAAUACUUUAGAUGUGUAAUUUAGAAGUUUUAAAUUCUUUGUUUUGUGUUCUUAUAAAUGAGGGCUAGGACCUCUUAAUGGUAGACCCAAAGAAUAAACAUAGAAAGUUAUAUCAGGUCAUUCUUAAGGCUGUAACCUGGACCCCGUGCUAAAUCGGAGAUUACCUUUAGAUUCUGUCUUCAUUUUUAUCGGUUGGGUCAGUAUAGGAGUGGUUGACAAUCAGUGUUUUCUUUGGUUGGGGUAAACCGUUAACUCUCUAUAUUGUGAAACCAAGUUAAUGAGGAAUAUUUGUGAGAAUGCAGUGACAAAUAAUGCCUUCUGUUUUAGGAGCUGCUGUUGAUGUCCAUGUCUGUCUCCUGCAGCAUCAUUACUGUGCUCCAAAUACGACAGGUGAGAAGAUUUGCACAAAUGGCCACAAAAACUGCUCCAAGUGGCAGACAUUAUGUGGGUCAUGUGUACAUUUCACAUUGAUUUUACCACGGGCUUCCUCAGAUAAAUAUUUAUAUCAUGAUGCCUUGUGAACCAGUGUAAUUUCGUCAACUAACAAUUAUCACAUUUAGUCGACAAAAAAUUCAGAUGACUAAAAUAGCUUUUUAGUCAAAAGACUAAACUGGAUAAAACUAAAUUGAAAUUUGCUGCCAAAAUUAACACUGGCGGGUAAGACACAUCCCCAUGGGAAGAGGGAAGAGAGGAAAUGAGAUACAUGGGGGGGCUGGGGCUGAGGGAAUAAGACACAUGGGGGGCUGGGGAAUUGAGACACAUGGGGGACUCGGAGGAUGAGACACAUUGCGGGGCUGAGGGAUUGAUACACAUGGGGGGCCGGCUAAAUGAGACACAUGGGGGGGCUGAGAGAAUGAGAUACAUGGGGGACUGGUAGAUUUAGAAACAUGGGGCUGAGAGAAUGAGAUCAAUUGUCUAUGUAGCGGACAUUUCUCCCACCAUACACUGCUGUACGAGAGGGAUACUCCCACGAGAAUAUCCUGUUAAAUGGAUUAUCCCGCCAUACAGCAGAACCGGCUUUUCACACAAAAAUCAGUAACUUUUUAUUCGUGCUAUUGUACCGAAUGACCAUUCGGCAGGUAGCUGGGGUCUGAGCGCACACUUUGUGAAAGUACCGCUCAGAUCCCAGCAUAAAUAACCAAACGCCGCACGAAAACACACUUUAAUAUACAUUCAUCAUAAAAGUCCCGAAUACACCAUUGGGGAAAAAGUACCGAAAGACCGACACUCCCGAACGGCUUGGAAGUCCAGCGGUGUUCGUGCCGUCGAGUAGCCGAUUUUAUUUCCAGGCACUCGACGACCAAACACCGCUGGGCAAAAGGGAAAUCCAAGAUGGCCGCCGCCUCGUGGUCGGUAGCCGAACGACGGCCACCCGGGAAAUCAAUUAGCAGCCGAUUGCUACAAUGUUACAAUCGGUUAAUGGGAGCCACACGACUCCCUGUGUGUGGACUCCCAUUCGGUACGUUAUUCGUUUCACGAACAGUGUGGAAAGUCACUGUUCGUGAAACUACCAUUUGAAUGCUAGCGGCUUUCGGCUACUAGCAUACGAAUGCUCUCUAUUACAGUUACAAGUAAAUACAGAACCUAACAGAAUAGCACCAGCUUUCUAGGACAACCUUUAGACAAAUAACCGCACAAUCUAAAGUGGCUAGAUUUGCCACAGUCUAAAAUAAUUCAGAUUACUAAAAUACGACUUAAACUAAAAUGGCUUUUUAGUCAAAAGACUAUAACUAGAACUAAAUUUAUAUUUGACGCCAAAAUUAACACUGUUGUGAACCUUCCUCACAUUCCAAAUGUUAUAUUAUAUCCAGGAGCAGUAAUGCUGCUUAUUGUUAUCCUCUCAGUGACAGUGUUUGUCAGGCUGGUGUCCCUGAGAGCUAUUUUACCUUACUAUGUUAAACCAUUUUCGAAUGUUUUAACAGCUACAAUACUCCAUUGACGCUCACCUGCACUUCCUUAUGCCUUCCCUGCUUGGCCACCAUACUGAGCAGAGAGGGGAAUCAUUAAAAAGCUUUAGGUACUUGUGAUUAGCGGACUCCAGGUUAAAAGUGUUCUAAAGCUGUUUGCCUACCUACAGUGGAGGAUUCCAGGGCUAUCCUGGUACCAUAGCCAGUGCAGCGCACUGUGGUGGUUAUGGUGCUCAGAAUUUUCCUUAGCUUUUAUAGCGUUCCAAAAUAUUCUGCAACAAUUUACAGUUUUGAAGUGAGGCAGAUAAGAAAUACAUCAUAACUAAUGUUAACAAGAAACAAGAGGUUAUUGAGAGCCUUGCUCAAAUUAGCUAACAAUCUAGAUUAUGUCAAGAAUCUUCUGAUUAUACAUUUGGAACAAAUAUAAUUGGUUUCUUUGUUUUUAGCCAUUAUGGACUUUGAAAAGGAAUACAAUGAAGCCUCAAGUCCACCAAGUUGUCCCCAACAACCUCUACCAUGUGACUACAAGGGCAUUAAAGUUGAGGAUGUACAGAUUGAAGAAGUCCCAUCUCUCCUGUCCUUUGAGCAGAAACUGUUUAAAUCGGACCCUGAUUCUGUAAAUCCUGAAAUUCAUGCAACAGAAAUGACAAGUUUGAAAAAUAAGAUAAAACCUACAAUUAUUGCAGAGACGCCAAAAGUCAAUGUGAUGAGACAUUUUCCCAGAAAGGCAAAUCACAAAAGGAAAGUCCAUUAUGAAUGCUCAGAUUGUGGGAGAACAUGCAGAGAUAAAUCCAACUAUUUACGUCACAUGAGGACCCACACACAAGAAAAACCUUUUGUCUGUAUAGAAUGUGGAAAAGACUUUAAUCAAAACUCUCAACUUGUGAGGCAUAAGAGAACACACAGCGGGGAGAAACAACAUGCCUCCUCGGAAUAUGGGAGAACCUUCAGCCAGGACGACCAGCUGGCAGAACACAUGAGAACCCACUGGAAAGAUAUGCCAUACAUGUGCACAGAGUGUGGAAAAUGCUUCAAAUGGAUGUGUAAAUUGGUGGCCCACCGGAAGAUCCACUCAGGUAACCGACCAUUCCUGUGUAUGGACUGUGGGAAAUGUUUCAGCCGCAAGGAGCAUUUGAAAAGACACAGUAAACUCCACACAGGGGAGAAACCCUUCAUGUGUUCAAAGUGCGGAACAGGUUUCGCUCGAAAAGAGCACCUGAUGCGACAUAGCAAGGCUAAGAACACUGAGUGCGCCGGGUACAAGAAAAAAGUGUCACUCAAAAUUCAGGCUACUGGGAAUACUACAAAAUGGAGAACAAAUACUAGGAGUGCCAAUAAGGAACCUGACCCGGGUAAGUCUCUCAAACUCUCUGCAAAUUAAUUUUACAUAUUGGGAAUUCCAUUGACUAGUAGAAAUGCGGUGCGAGUGACUUUUAGCAGCAGCUAUUUGUAAAACUUACCGCCAGUGAAGAAAGUCCACCAAGGUUGUCAAUUAGGCAGCUCACAAUGCUUAGUUCCUGAGUGCCUCUGUCAUUUUUUGUUAAUGUGCAGCGAGCAGACACCUCAUGCUCAAUAGCUAAAUCUCUCGAUUUGAAGCGGUUUGAAUGUACCGAGGAUUAGACCAGAAUGAUAUGCUUCUGGGUGUCCCGUCGUGGUGUCUCUACAACUGUCUUUAAUCUUGUCACUCUCAUCAGUAUGCUCUGACCCUGGGAGGGGCCGACUCUUGAACACGUCUCUACCAUUAAUAUGCUGUACCCCGAGAGGAAUUGACCCUUAAACAUGUCACUGCCAUUAGUACGCUGUACCCCGAGAGGGACCAACCCUUAAACACGUCACUGUCAUUAGUACACUGUGACCCCCAGAAGAACCAAUCCUUAAACACAUCACUGUCAUUAGUACUCUGUGACCCUGGGAGUGACCAACCCUUAAACACGUCACUGCCAUAAGUACAAUGUGACCGCUAGAAGGACCGACCCUUAAACACGUUGUGGCAAACCGCCUGGCAACCCGACUGGGUACCUCCGCCAAGCAUGCUCCCUAGCUUUUGCCGGGACUCCAUCAGCUCUUCAGCCGCUAGCCUUGGCUGUGGUCUUGCCGUCACUUCCUACCCUGGAACAGGGUCCUGGAUCCAGUUUCUAGUGAUGGAAGCUCUUCUACAGAGAGUAUAGCUGUGGAGUGAUUAUAGCUAGCUGAGUGAUCAUAGCCUUCCCCCUCAGACAUUAGCCAAGACUUAAUGCUGGGAGUGUACUGGAUUAAUGGGACAUGGUACAGGCAAUUUAUACACAGACCCCCAGUAGGGGGUCUCUGUGGUGGACCGCCUGGCACCCCGACUGGGUACCUGGCUUCCUAGUUGUCGCAGAGUACCAGAAGCACCACACUGGACACCAUAAGCACUGUAGUCCCCUUAGCCACCGCAGCUUGGCUAGGGUCUCGCCGUCCCUUUCCACCCUGGACCAACGCUUGGAUCCAGCUUCCAGUGGGAAGACCUCUCCUCAAAGAGAGUAUAGCUUUAUAGCAUGUGAUUAUAGCAAGUAUAGCUUCCCCCCCACAGACAUUAGUCGAGACUAAAUGCUGGAGGUAGUCUGUUUAUUCAAGCAAAAUGGCUCACUUAUAUACAGAAUCUGAGCACAGUGACACUCCUUCUAAGCCAACAUAUAGAGGAUGUUAGUCCAUAACCACACCCACCACGUGCCAUAAAAUAUAGUGUCACUGUGACUCAGCACAGUACAAAAUAUUACAAACACAUAAAAAUACAUAUUUCCCACAUAGGAACCCCCACAGUCUAUACAUCCCCGGAUUGCCUGGAUCUGAGCGCCCAACAUAUGCGAAUGGCGCCCAGAUCCCACGAACACAGCCGAAUCGCCACCGGGGUAAAGUUCUGGAGUUCAGGAACACUGCCUGCGUUCAUUGGGGAACAAGAUGGCCACCACCACGUCUUCGGGCAAACGAAUGGCGGACACCCAGAUGAACACUUAGAACACUGCGGUUAGAAUCGUUACAAGGUAUCAAUAAUGUUUAGCAAGUGCCCAGGUGGUUUUUAGUUUGUGGAUCUGUUCGGUUCCCGAACAGCACAGGGAACCCAACGAACUGAGUCUUUUAAAUUUUAUUUUGCAGGGCCCAUAGUCCUGGGGCAAGAGGCUGGCAAGCAGGCUCCUCUUGGAGCCUGUGGCAAGCUUACAUUCGCCACUGUCUCCAUGCAAGUCAAUACAGACUCCUCCCCGGAGUCUUUGUGUCUGGGAGAUAAUUGAGUGUACUUUUGCUUAAACUAAUUAUCUCCCAGGCACAGAGGUACAAUGUUCAAAACACACACAAUAUUACACACACAAGUCCUAUAUCCCCGGAUAGCCUGGAUCUGAGUGCCCAACAUAUCCAAAAAGUGCUCACUUCCAACGGACACAGCCGAAAUGCCACCGGGGUAAAGUUUUGACAGACAAACACAAGGCUUCUGCCCAAAAUAGUUCCAUAAGAAAAGUGGUAGCAGUCGUUCACUUUCGGGAGUCCCAAAACAAAAUAAAUACCAAACAAAUACCAAACAGAUUCUCUGGUUUCUAGGUAGCAAUUGUUCGCCUAGUUCGUGCGAUCAAUCCUACCGAACAGCAAAGUUAAGCGGUGUUUGUGAGUUAGUUUGUCUAAUUUUAGUUCCAUACACUCGACGCCCUAACACCGCUGCCUGCGUUCGUGCACCAAGAUGGCCACCAACUCAUUUCCCAGCCAAACACUUGAGAUAAGAAAGUGUGAACCGAUGAUGGAGGUGUCAGGAGAGGUUAACAGGGGUUAACAAGCCCAUAGGUGGUCUGAGUAUGGGGAUAUAGAGAAGCAGAGGCAAUUUGUGGGUUUGUUCGGUAACCGAACUGAAUAAGGGAAAACGUACGAACAGAGUAUUUUAAGUAUCGGUUACAUGGCUCAUAGUCCUUGGGCAGGAGGCUAGCUAGGCAUAGGGAUAUUUGCCACACAUGUCACUGCCAUAAGUAUGUGACUGCUAAAGGGAUCAACCCUUAAAUACGUUACUGCCAUAAGUACAUGUGAUCCCCAGAGUGACCGACUGUGGCGAAAGUAACCUCGCCACUGGCUUUUGGAGGAGCCUGUUUGCCAGCCUCCUGCCCUGUGACUAUGGCCCCUGCAAUAAACUGUUUGUGGAGCAGCACUUCGAACUCUCGAAGUGGCACUUCGAACUCCUGAAUUCUCGAAGCGGCAUUCGAACACUUAAGCUGCGAGCAAACUGAGCGGUGUUUGGUCGUCGAGUACAUGGAAUUCAUAUCGGACUCUCGACAGCGCGAACACCGCUCACUACUUACCUUCAACGGAUGUUCGGCUAUUCGAAUGGGAGUCGAACGGCAUUCGGUAAGAAUAAACUCCCAAACGAGAGACAUGAACAGAGACUACUCCCGAAGCUAUAUGUUCGGUAUUUUAUAUUUCACUUCGAAUUCCUGAAGUGGACUGAGUGGUCAAAAUUUGACUUCCAUAAAAUUCCUGAACCCCUGAACUGAUCUGGGUGAUUUCUGGAUAUGUUGGUCACCCAGAUCAGGGAUAUCAGGGGAUGUGAUUUUAUGUCUUUUGUUUAACAGUCUGAUCUUGCUUACAUUUAAAUUCACAAUAUAGCAUUCUGAUAAAUUUCUUAAACCAAUGAUUCAUUUAUUUUUUAAAGACAUUUUAAGAGAACACAGUGAUGCCAAGAACCUCAUUGUCCUCUUCAUUGAAUUUGCUUUUUUGGGAAUCUUGGUAACCCCACUUUCCUUUUCUUGUGCAGAUAAAACUGUUAUAAAGAUGGAAGUCAUGUCUGAUAUGGUAGAAGAGAGUCCGUCUGAUAACUCUGAAAGUAUCAGCACUCCUGUAACUGGCUCUCAAGGUAAGGAACCACAUCUGGUCAGAUCGGACCAUCCAUCGCAACAGUUUGUCAUUUUACUAUAAUUUCCUCUACUUGUCCCUAAGCAUUUUACCUGUAUGUCAAGAUCAGGUGAUGUUAAAAAAACGAGCUCUGAUUUAGUAAUAAGCAGUGUCGGGGGCCAUCAACAGAACUCAAGAGGCCCCUUACAAAACAACUGACUGGGCUCUGCUCAAUAUACAUUCCAGCCACACACUUUCCAAGAUACAUCUUGGCCUGUCGCCUCUGAUGGUGACCCUUGGUAGUGUUUCAGUAAAAGCGGACUAACAUCCUCUAUAUGUUGGCUUAGAAGGAGUGUCAAAUGUUAGUCUUCCUUUACUAAAAGUAACCUUAAUUUAAUAGACUGCCUUGAAUUUGCAGUUCUUCGUCAAUUCUCCACAGUUCCUGAUUUAAUAAUUUAACUUGCGUCAGGUGCCUUGUUGCAGUCGAACACUAAAUUAUUCAAAGUUCUGCGAAUAAAGCCAAGCUGGUUGAAGAAUGGUCCUGGUUAGAACUUUACCUUGGAGUUGUUCUCAUACAGAAACUUCCUUCUGUUAGGAUUCUUGUGUGUUCAUGUCGGCUAAUAUUGUGCUUUAUCCACAGAUGGCGAUAAUAUGAUACCUGGGGACAAGCUUCCAAAUGGGAUCAAGCAAGAACCUGAGGAACAAAAAAUUGCUUCUGAACAUUACAAAUAUCUGGAAAAUUCUGUAUUACUGCCAGAAAAAAAUGACUGUGGCUUCAGGGGGCGUUCACAGAGUAACCUGAGGCAGAAAGCCAGAAUAGAGCCCCAGAGAAGGGUGUACAUGUGUAUGCAAUGUGGCCAAGUCAGCUGCAACAAGUCCAACCAUCUGCGGCAUGUGAAAACGCACAGCAUAGCGAAGCCCUUCACGUGUAUGGAGUGCGGGAAAUGCUUUGCUCACAAGUGCAGGCUGGCUAUGCACAUGAGGAUCCAUACAGGAGAGAGGCCUUUCUCGUGCACGCUUUGUAAUAAGACAUUCUGCCGCAGCUCCCAGCUUUACAACCACAAUCGGACCCACACCGGGGAGAAACCUUUCCCCUGUAAGCAAUGUGAGAAACGUUUCAGUUCCUACUCCCAACUCGUCAUCCAUGUUCGAGUUCACACUGGAGAAAGACCCUUCGCCUGCUCAGAAUGUGGAAAGUCAUUCACCGAGAAGAAACACCUCCUGAGGCAUAAAAGAGUCCACUCCGGGGAGAGGCCUUUCCCAUGCCAGACCUGCGAAAAGCGAUUCAGCCGCAAGGAACAUCUGGCUCGACACCAGAAAGCUAGGGGGAGCCAGUGCCAUCAGAACCAGACCAGGGGUAUGUUACCUGCAUUCUUCAGUUUAAUGCACUGAGAGGAUUGAGCCAUUUAUUGCUUGACUGCCAUUUUAGGAUAAAACAGGUAAUCUGAGAGAAGUUUUCUGGGUUGAGAAUGUUAAGGGAUAGGGAGAGCAAAGGCAAGGGUAGUAUCGUCACUAAAUGCAGGGUACGCUGUUGAGAUAGGCGCCUUAACCCAAGUACUCACACCUAGAACCAACAAGUUCUCAAUAAAUCACAAUCGGGUACACAGCUGAACUAAAGACUUGCUAAUAUUUACCAGCUAUCCUACAUGUGUGAAGAUGUCACUUAAAGAGACAGUAUAGUCACCAGAACUACAGCUUAUUGUAUUUGUUCUGGUGAGUAUAAUCAUUCCCUUCAGAGAAAAUGCAGUGUUUACAUUAUAGCAUAGGGAUGGCCACUCCUAAGAUGGCUGCUAGAGGUACUUCCUUUGGCAGUGCUGCACAAUGUGACUGACAUUCAGUGUCUCCACCCUCUGCAUGGAGACACUGAACUUUCCUCAUAGAGAUGCAUUGACACAAUGUAUCUCUAUGAGGAGAAGAUGAUUGGCCAGGGCUGUGUUGGCUCUGUCUCCUUGAUAGUUUCAGGGAAUGCAAUGCUUUCCUAUGGGUAAGCAUUGUGAUUGGCUCAGAGAAUCACUUCUCUUCUUCUUAUAAGCAGGCAGAUCAGGGACAGAGCAAGCAGCUGCAGACUGGAAUAAACUUAAGAUUUUACUGUAUUUAGGGAGUUAAGGAGGGCUAGUGGUGGUUUUAACACUAUAGGGUGAGGAAUACAUGUUUGUGAUCCUUUAAUACAUAUUACAUAGAAAGUGUCUAUUUUAUAUUAUAGUGGUUAUAUAUCAUAUCUAAAGGGUUAUAUUUUAUAUUAUAGUGGUAAUAUAUUGUAUACAAACAGAGGUAGAAUAUACAGACGGAUAGAGGUAGAAAGAUACUGAAAGAUAUUUAGGAAUAGAUUAUAAUAGUCAAUUGAUAGGAUAGGUAGAGAGGAAGAUAAUAACUACAUGCAGCCUCUGGUUUCCUUUUUCCACUGUUGCCAUAAUGUCUGUGUUCUCUUUAGGCGACCAGCAAAGAAAGACAGGCCGGCAAGUGGUUCCAGUUACUGAGGGUAUCAAGCAGGAGAGGAACGAGGCCUGCUCCCCGGUGUACCUGGGUGAGGAGUACUGCAGAGCACUGUUCCGCCAGGAGGUUCAGAGAAACCCGGAGCUAGCACAGGGAUCCUUUGGUAAACCCUCCAUCAUGCAGGUUGCACCAAAUCAGUCACAGCUGGCAGACAGGCAGUACUCAGACACCAGCUCCUCGGUGUGUCCAGAAAGGAAAGAUAAGCUGGGGAGGAAUAAUCUGACAUUGAGUCUGUUUGUGUGCAGUAUUUGUGGGAGAGGCUUCAAUAAUCGACCAAACUAUCUGCGCCAUCAGAGGACUCACACGGGGGAAAAGCCCUUUUUAUGUACAGAGUGUGGAAAACGUUUUACCCAAAGCUCCCAGCUUGUUACCCAUCGUAGGAUCCACACAGGGGAGCGUCCUUAUCAAUGCUCUGAGUGUGGUAAGAGCUUCUGUCAGAAUUCCCAACUAGUUACACACCGCAGGACCCACACUGGCGAGCAGCCAUAUAUUUGUGUGGAAUGUGGGAGGAGUUUUAACCGAUACUCACAGUUUAUGAUCCACCAUCGAAUGCACACUGGGGAGAAUCACUAUUCCUGCAAUCUAUGUGAGAAGAAAUUUACUCGGAGCUCCUGGCUAAGCAAGCACAAGCUGACCCACACUGGAGAGAGGCCGUACAAGUGCACGGAGUGUGGGAGCUGCUUCAAUCAGAAGGAGCACCUACUGAGGCACCAGAGAGCACACACUGGGGAGAGACCCUAUCCGUGCUUACUUUGUGGGAAGAGAUAUGGUCGCAAAGAGCAUCUUGUGAGACACCAGAGGUUCCAACCGGAGUGUUCCAAGUCCAACGCCGGUGGCAUUCUAAAGAGUUAAUUGUGUUGUUUAUUGUGUUCGAUAAUCUGCUUACCUGUCAAAAUAGAAGGAAUGUAAGCAGUACCGCAAUAAAAUACAGCUGUCCGUUUUAAAACUAACCCUGAGUCUUUCUGCGACAGCAUAAAGAAAAUCUGAUUUCCUUUUAGUGUAAUCAUUGAACUGUGCAUUUCACUGACUGCUCAUACGGAGAUCUGAUUGGUUCGGCUAACACCAGCCAUUAACAUAGUGUGUAACCUUAAAGGGACACUAUAGUCACCACAACAACUUUAGCUUAAUGGUGCAGUUUUGGUGUAUAGAUGAUGUCCCAGCAUCUCACUGCUCAGUUCUCUGCCAUUUAGAAAUUAAAUUACUUUGUACAUACAGGCCUGGCCGUGACUCACACAGCCUGCAUGAAAAAAUGGCUUCUGUAGCUGAAUAGACACUUACCAGCUACGUAUAUUCCCUUAUUUGGCUGUCCGUACCGCCCCUGUUACAGUAUUGUGUCUUUUCCCUUGUUAUUUCGAGUGGUUCCUCUUUGGCCGUUCGGGAGACUUCAUCCCGAAUGAGGACCACCCCUUUGCCCCAUUUGGAAUGUUGACACCAGCCCCUUAAGUAUGAAAACCGCAAGGCAAAAAUGAGUGCUUCCCCUGGGUGGCCGCCAUUUCCUAUAUCCGAACAUGUGGCAAAAAGAAUGGCGGCCAUCUUGUCUCCCAAACGAGGGCAGCGGUACUUGGUUGUCGAGUGCCUGGAACACUUUUCGGCUAGGCACUCACACGAACACCGGUAAAAUUUCAACCGCUACCUGUUCCCGGCCACCUACAGGAAUGGCGUUCAGGAGAUUUGUAUUACCAAACAGGGGGAGCAUUCGUAUCCUGAAUGCUAGAGAUUCCCUUGUAUGGUUUUCGCAUAGGACACCUAUUCCUCUGGAACGAUUUUGGGCAUGCGCCUCGUGUCUGGCCGGUCAAAACUUCAUCACAAUGGCAUUCCCAUUCUGCUGAAUCGAUCUGAGUGAUUUUUGCAUAUUUUGGUCACUCAGAUCGGGGCUAUCGGGAAUGUGCUUUUUGGGGUACAGGAUAUUUUGUAGAUUUUCUGUGCCUGGGAGAUAAUUAAAUUAGAGUAGUUUACUCAGGCAAUUAUCUCUCAGGCACUGAGGAUCUUGGGAUUGAAUCCCCUGCAUUUUCUGCUUGUGAAACCCCUUGCAUAGGACUGGGCAUAAAACUGGGCUGUGUAUGUGUCAAUAAAAUUCAGUUAUACCCCCAGAGCUGAGUGUCGUCCAGUUGCUGGGGAGGAGAUGAGAGAUUUUUGGAUUAUUUUACUCUGCCUGACUGCUCCAUUGGAUUGUUUUACUUGUUACUGACUGUACUUUGGUGUAACCAGUGGAGGAGAGUCCCUGCUAGGACUAGGGCUCCGCUACAGCUUCAUUUUCAGUUAUAUGUUAAAGCUGCACUGUCACUAUCUGGGGACUUUGCCGAAUUCGGUGACAUUACCACUGGGGGAGGCACUCAACUCCUGGUGCUUCAGCUGACCUCUCAUGCAUGCACAAGAGUACAACUUAGAGGUCUAUGGGGAAUUACUUGAGAGCGCAGGAUCCUUCAUAGAUAGCCAAUUCCCUGCAGCCAUCACUGAUGGCAGCUGCAGGGAUUGACACAUAGGCUUCGCCUUGUGUCAAGAUGUGUCAGGCAGAGGAAAAAUACAGAGACAAAGUAGUCCCUACAUUGUCUCUGUAUAUUUCUUGACUGGGCUAGAAUUUCAGUGAAAUUCCAACACAGUCAUGAUGAGUAUUUAAUGGAGAUUAUGCCUUUAUGAAAUACUCCUUUUAAUAUGGGAGUGCCAGUGCCUUCUUCACUGGCUACAGUAGUUUAUAUCUCUUGCUCUGUAAAUUGAUCACACACAGGAGGUUCCCGCAGGGUCUCGAAGGCUAUUAACAGUGAAGGGAAUAAGAAAUUCUAAAUUAAACAUAAUGUGCAAUAAAGGAAGUGUAAACAUUAGAUGACUCUUUACAGGACGUGUUUAUGAAGGCUGUGUAAGUCUCAUGCAGGGAGGUGUAACUAGGGCUGCGUAAUCAAGAAUUGAGCAGUGAGACCUCACGGGCAUGAUCUAUACACCAAAACUGAUUAAUUAAGCUAUAUUUGUUUUGGAUUUGAUUAGAGUGUACCUUUUAAGAUCAGCAAACAGUGAUGUGUAUGAGCCACGUCUCCAGCUCCUUCCUGGGGUAAGUCUGGCCUGUUUUAUUAACAAGGUCAACUGACGAUAUACUGAAACAUGCUUGGAUGGGAUUGGUUUAAGCAUCACUAAUUACUAAUUCACUGCUAUUAACACUUAAACGGUUUUGUUUAGUCUUUGGAAAAAUAAAUAAUUUUUCUAAAGAGACUUUUUAAUGUGUUUUUAUUCUAGAGAUAGAUUGUUACAAAAGACUCGAAAUGACUGUGUUACUGUUAAUACCGAUUGCUACUGUUGCCACUAUAUACGUUUAAGCCGAGGAAAACACGACUACACAAACCCUUAUAAAGACUCCAUUCGUGAUACGAACGAGGGACCCCCCAAAUGCUGGCGUGUGCCGCCACUUAACCUCGUCACCCCGCAAAGUACCGAACGGUCGACCACCCGACCAGCGGAGUGUGGCAACCAUUAACCACCCAGACGGCUGCAGUCUGUGGUUAACCACAAACUAAUUGAUGGGCCUGGGGGGAUCGACGUUCGCACCAAAAGUACCGAAGGGAAUUUACCGAACAACCAACCGAACGGAGACCCCCUACAAUGGGUCGCGUGGCGGUCAUUAGCCUGUGGUUUCUGCGGUUAACCGCAACUCAAGUACCAUGCUACCAGGUGGUCCUCGUUCACCUACCGAACGAGUUCCACUACCAGACAGACAGCGGGACUUCACAUGAACUGAUACCCGGGUUUAGUUCCAUAAGUUGGAAGCGAGGUCCCGCUGCCCGCUAAACCGUCUGAAAACAUGGCCGCCAUCAGAGACUCACAAUCCAAAAUGCCGAACGGACUUUAUACGGCAGAAAGAGACCAUUCUGUUCGUGGGAUUGGAGCGCCAUUCGUAUGUUUAAUGUAUCCGAACGCGAGCUAUUAAAUGAAUGGUAGAAUGAGCUGUUUUCCUUUAUUAAUGUUAAAGUUAUGGAUUUUUAUGCAGUUUUCUGGGACAUAAUAAAACGUGGUCUUUUGUGCGCUUGGAGAUAAUUAGAUUGUAUAACCGUUGGCCUCAUUAUCUCCAAGCUGGGCGGGUACUAAUUCAAAUGAUACACUGUAUUGUGAUUGGAUACUUGUCUGUACUGUACCUGUAUUCCAUCAGGUCCACAGGGGGCUGUCCUUGGACCUGAGGAAUCACAUAAAUUGCCAUGUUGUGUGCCAGUAAAGCAAGUUCGUUUUUGACCCUCAACUUGCAGCCUCGACUCAUGUUGUAGGGAUCCGGGAUAUUGAUGCUUAUACCGUGCUUGGGGAUAUUCUACACUUGCAGCUUACUACCGAAAGACCUCCUUUCGACUCUCUACAGCGGGAACCAGGACAUCCAAGCGAUCAACCCCUCUGCUGGACCGGGGGCAAUCGUAACAUAGAUAAACCACGAAAACCCCCAGAACAGGAUGCAAGAGAAGACUGAGAGCAGACAACGGCUCAUAAAGAUUGCCCUGUGUUGUCCCCCGCUCGGAUCUCAUGCUAGUUUUAGCUCACUGGUGACAUUAAGGAGAGUGAUGGAACAGGAAUUUCUUUCUUUAUAUGGCUCGUUAUGUUCUGUUACCUCUUACUCUUUAUAACUACCUGUUCACCUGGACCCUCUCUGGAAGCACCUCUCUGUAACGGAUCACCUGGCACCCCGACUGGGCACCUCUUAUUGACGGACGCUUCCUAGCUGACGCCGAGGACCAUAAGCCCCCCACCAGACACCACAACCUCCGUCUCGCCUUCUUCCUUUCACCCUGGAUCAGCCUCUGUCCUCCAGGACCGUGUGGGAAAGACCUCUCCUCCAGGAGAGCGUAUAGAGAACAGCUCUUAAAAGAGCUAAGUGAUUAGAGCUCAGGGGAGUAUACAAAGUAUAGCAUUCCCCAGUGUGAAUAUAGCAGUUCCCUACAAUAACGAGACAAGGCUGCGUAUUGAGGGUUAAUCAGGUCAGAAUGAACUGAGCGUUUAUUGUCUCUAUAAUACAAGUUUUCCCACAAGGUUUCCACCCAUGUGGUCCUUGUGGAGCACAGGACACAAAGUUACAAACACUCUUGUACACUCCCAGAUAAUGUACACAAACCCUCCCCUCUGCCUGUGAUACAAUUACCAAACACAAUGGACUAACUCAAUUACCCACAGGCAGAAAAAACACAUUUUUUCACAAAACACAGAAAACACCCCCAAAACACCACACAAACACCCCUGGAUAGCCCUGAUCUGGGUGAACAACAUAUCCAAAAAUCACCCAGAUCAGGGGUUCAAAAGUUUUGUGGAAGUCACAUUUGACCGACCGCAAGCAUGGUUUUCAUGCCCAGAAUAGUUCCACAGAUUUAGGCUGUGCGGCCGGUCUAUCUUCUCCUCUAUCCUGGAGAUAAUUGGCUUAAGUGGCUGUGGUAACUUAAUUAUCUCCAGUAACAGGAAAUAUAUCUAAGUCAAAAACUGUUACAAAAACCACAUAAAAAUAUCUAACUCUUAUAAUACAAUGUUUAAACUAAAAGUCCAACAUAUCCCCAUAUAGCUUGGAUCUGAGCGCUCAAUAUGUCUCAUUUUAAAAGUUCCCUAUAGUACAAGGAAGGGUGGGGUCAGACAAUAGCAAGGGCUGAUGGGAGAUUGAGGAGGGACAAAGCAGCCAGUUUAAACUGGUCUGGCAGUGUCCCUGGGGCAACGCCCUGCUGGAGAAACAAUAGGACAGGAAAAAAGUGGGGGGGGGAGGGGGAGAGGCACAUUUUCCUAUGGAAGUUCCUUUUUAGCAUGUCUUUUUGCAGGGCCCAUAGUCUUGGGGCAGGAGGCUGGCAAUCAGUCUCCUGCAGAAGCCAGUGGCAAAGGGUAGUUCAUCACAGCUCCCUCUAGUUCAUUCACGGUUUGAUGGAGCAG
Messenger RNA from Pelobates cultripes (western spadefoot toad), 19371 nucleotides. The record is from the annotation of a GenBank genome assembly. NCBI's taxonomy places the organism in Eukaryota, Metazoa, Chordata, Amphibia, Anura, Pelobatidae.